Pyricularia oryzae 70-15 is the source of this 6555-nucleotide messenger RNA. Its product is annotated as helicase swr-1. Bases 227 to 5965 code for a protein of 1912 amino acids. Gene Ontology annotation, cellular component: Swr1 complex. NCBI's taxonomy places the organism in Eukaryota, Fungi, Ascomycota, Sordariomycetes, Magnaporthales, Pyriculariaceae. The record is from RefSeq and is a predicted model, not a curated record. Gene Ontology annotation, molecular function: ATP hydrolysis activity; ATP-dependent chromatin remodeler activity; ATP binding. The transcript has a single exon.
UGCCCGACUCGCGUGGAAUUUUUUCGACAAUCACAAGUUUUGCAGGCAACGGCAUUUUGUUGGACAAAAUCGCGCUGCAGCCAGCCCCCCAUAGCUCUGGCAAUGCCCAAACUUUGCGAGAGGGUUACUUGAGUCUUUAGCUUUCGAUAGAUAACAGUUUCGGCCUCUCAAAUGGGAGUUGCAUCGAGCUUUCGGUCCCUCUCCCCGCCGACCACCCGAAAAAACUAUGACGGAGACCGCGUCUCCCGUCCCACCUCGCCAACAGUCGGAUGCAGUUGAUCGUGAACGGGUGAAGACCAACCACAACAAAGACCACAUCGAUGAACUGCUACCAUCUCCCUUUAUUUCCAAACCCCUCGAAGACAUCGAUUCUGUGUCUGUCCCGAUUUUAGAAGCUGUCCCGUCGUCUCCUAGUGAUAGUUCGCUCUCGGAUCCGUUAUCAGAACCUCCCUCGGACGAAGAAGAGAUAGAGCUCUCCAUCUUGUCCGGACGUCCUGGGACGGCCCCCGAAGCGACGAAAAACACACCAGAAUGCACCGAAGAAAAAGAAGAUAAUGAGUGUAGCCAGGCCGGAGGUGCCUUGCAUGAGGAAGAUGGCGCGUUGGAGGAGCGCCCCACCAAACGGCGGAGGGUACGGGACAAUACGCCUCCGCCGCCACCAAGCAAGACACGCGACGUCAAGCUAGAAUCGCCGCCAUGGAAAAAAUUCGAAGCCGAAGGCCCGACUUCUUUCACGGACGAAGGCAAGCGGAGGUCAGGUCGAAUCAACCUCGCUCCCGCACAGCUCCAGAGCGCAGACCAACAACCCCCAAAGCGCACCGUCAACGGCACCCAAGCAAACACGCCCGCCAAGAACAAGCAUGCAUCGACCAACGGAAAUGUUUCGAACAAACAGAAGCCGCAGGCUUCUGCAAAUGCGAACCGCCGCCCCAGCGCCGCAGCAAAGCCAACUCCUCCCUCAAAACCUUCCGCCUCCAAAACGACCGGUCGUACGUCCGGCGCACACGAAACCAGAACCUCCCAACGCAGUCGCCGACGAUCGCCAUCUCCUCCACCUAAACUUCCAUCUCGCACUUCAGCUAGGAGUCGGCGGUCACUAGCGAAGGAAAGCGUUGACCAUGCUGCUGACGAGACCGCGCGCGCGGCGCCCCGGAUAAAGCUACGAGUAACGAAGCAAACAACGAUACCUUUUGUACAUCCAGCGCAAGCAAAGACUCGUCCCAAGCUGGGUCCAUCCUUCGAAGAGUAUUUCGAUCAUGCUAGAAACAUUCCAGUCGAAGAGGGUGGACAGUAUGCGACCGACGACACGCCCCCGAUGACCGACGAGAUGGCACUUGAAGAGGCGAGAGUUUUGAACAGGAUAGAUCAAGAGACGGAACCUGGAGGUCUUUUGUCUGUUGGGAAGUGCUCAGUUUAUGCACCGGAAGUAGCUGAUGAACCUCCACGCCAAUGGGCUCACAUGGACCACCUAGUCAAGGCCGUGUCCAACUUCAGGAGGUUGAUGCUGCAGGAGCAACAAAGACAUCGGUCGACAGCUAGGAAGCUCGCCGAGGCUUGUCGCGACGAAUGGCUGAGGAGGCAACCCAAGACAGCAGAAGAGCUGGAGCGAGAACAAUAUGACAUGUGGAGGGCAAAGUACGGUUCCGUCGUCCGGGCGAUGUUUGGAACCUGGGAGAACGUCAAGGCAGAGAUUAAUCGGAGAAGGAUCGAAGAAUGGCAGGCUGAAGAACAGCGUCGCGUCAAAGCUGCACUCCAAGAAGCUGUCCAAAUAUCGGAGCAGAAACUCCAAGCUAGACAACUACACCCUGACGAAGAUGGAAUUACCGACGACGACAGCGGCAUCGAUCGGACCUCGGACGAGGAGCAGGAUGACUCGGACGUGCUCGACGACGACGACAUGAUGACGGGCUCCGGCAUUGAUCAAGAAGUGUUUGAGGGCAUCGAGGCUGAUGCUGCUGACGAAAGUAACAUGUCAUCUUCUGAAGACGAGGAGGACGCCAAAUCGACAGCUUCCGACGAAGGUCUCACCCAGGAGCAGUUGCGAAAGAAGUACGCGCACAUAUCGGGAUUACAUACACCAAACAACGAUGGAGAUACCCCUCUUACUCCAGGAUUGGAGUCCAAGCCAGACGAUAACGCAAACGUGGAUGAAACGAGCGACGAGUCUGUCGACAUGGAUGAUGAUAUGGGCUCAUCGGACAUGGAUAGUGACGAUGACGAUGACGCUGAGGAAUCUGAGGGCGACGAUGAAGAAGAUGAAGAUGAUGCGCCUGGUGGUCUUCUUGGACUCUUCUUUGGCAAAUCCGAGCUGAAGCAGCUCACAACUGAAGCUGAGCAGGACAACGGUGUCAGUGGUGAUGCGGACGUUGAGAUGGCCGAGGAAGUUCCAUCAGCAGAGAUCAAGUCGCCACCCAAGGCCAACGGCUAUGUGGAUCCAACCACAACAGCCAUUCUUCAUAGUAAAACUGAUGAUACUACCGAACAUCUUGACACCUCAGAGCAAAAUAACAAUGACGCCACCAACUUGAAGCACCCUCAACAGCAACCGUCGGCCCAGAGCCGACUACGGUCGGAUGGGCCAGAGAACACAGAGGCUGCACCAACUGCAGUGGAUUCGAUUGACAUUGCCAAUACCGAUACGCUGACACCUGGUUCACAGCCUCUCACCCACUCUGCUGUUUCCACCUUGCAGAAGGAAGGCGCCAAAGACCAGCUCGUGCCUCCAGACAUCUCUCCUCUUACAGCUUAUCAAGACGAUCUCGAUGACUUCUCGCCAGAAGCAUCGAUUGCAUAUGAUUCUGUUGAUCCUCCUGUCGCGACAGUCGCCGACCAAGAUGUGUCUAUGGUCGAUUUGUUUGCGCCAGAAGAUGUUUCACCAGUAACGCCGUCUCUCACCAGUCAUCAACCCCCGACUACAGAACAGACCUUGGCAGAUCCAGCGGAACAGCUACCGAUACUUGAUUCUGUCGCACCUGAAGCUUCACAUGUCGUCGAGAUGGAAAUCGAUGAUGCAACCACCAAACAAGAUGAUAUGGCAUCAUUACCCUUGACUGCUGAUGGACUACCUACAGAGGCCGAAGCAACAGCCACCAAAGCUGGAAGCCCAGAGACUGAUUUGCCUACGAAUCUUCCCAGUCGUGAAUCCAGUCGAACGCCCCACACUUCGGACACGAAGCCAUCCGAGAUUGACACCGCCACAUCGGUUGAGGCGUCCGGUAAUCAGGAGAUUAGUCGCUCUGUCUCGCCUCUACCUGGUGCAGCCAAGACAGAAAUACCAUUCCUUUUACGAGGAACGUUGCGUGAGUAUCAGCACUUUGGGUUGGAUUGGCUCGCUGGUCUGUAUGCCAACAACACGAACGGCAUUCUAGCCGACGAAAUGGGUUUGGGAAAAACAAUCCAGACCAUUUCGCUAUUGGCACACCUCGCUUGUCAUCACGAGGUUUGGGGACCUCAUCUGGUGGUCGUCCCCACCAGUGUAAUGCUUAACUGGGAGAUGGAGUUCAAGAAGUGGUGUCCUGGGUUCAAAAUCCUGACGUACUACGGAAACCAGGAAGAGCGAAAGAGGAAGAGACAAGGUUGGAGUAACGAUGAUGUGUGGAACGUCUGCAUCACAUCUUACCAAAUGGUUUUGCAGGACCAACAAGUUUUCAGGCGGCGGCGCUGGCACUACAUGAUCCUUGAUGAGGCGCACAACAUCAAGAACUUCAAGUCCCAACGCUGGCAGACGCUCUUGGGCUUCAACACGCAAGCACGACUCCUGAUCACCGGUACUCCACUGCAAAACAACUUGACCGAGUUGUGGUCUUUACUUUUCUUUCUUAUGCCCUCUGAAAAUGGCGUGGGCGGAUUCGCGGAUCUAAAAGAGUUCCACGACUGGUUCAGCAAGCCAGAAUCUCAAAUUUUGGAGAGUGGCAGAGAACAGAUGGAUGACGAGGCCCGAGCAAUCAUUUCCAAGCUGCACAAGGUGCUACGACCUUAUCUCCUCCGGCGUCUCAAGGCAGACGUGGAGAAGCAAAUGCCAGCCAAGUACGAACAUGUCGAGCUGUGCCGCCUUUCCAAGCGUCAGCGUGAACUAUACGAUGGCUUCCUUAGCAGGUCUGACACAAGGGAAACGCUUUCUGGCGGCAACUACCUGUCCAUCAUCAACUGUCUGAUGCAGCUCCGAAAGGUCUGCAAUCAUCCUGAUCUUUUUAUCGAUCGACCAAUCAUGACCUCAUUCCGGAUGCAAAGCUCAGUUCCCUCCCAUUUCGCAUCGACAGAAAAGCUCAUUCGGGGCAAGUUGUUCGCCCAACGACCAUUUGACUCGGUCAACUUGGAGUUCAUGAAUCUGGUACCGGCAGCGCACGAGAGGUUCUCCGACACCUUUGCCUCGAGCGUUGCACAGUACAACGCUCACCGCGCGCUGAACGAGCUCAGGGAAGCCCAGAAGGUCAGAGCGCACAACGCUUUCUUGCCACUGGACCCCAGCACUGUGGAGUCCAACAUCAUCUACCUGGAGAGUGCAUCUCGCUGGGGACGCUUUGAAGAGUUGCAGCACUGUAUAUACCUGAACGCAUUGCGUCGCCAACAACAACCCAUCUACGGCACCCGGCUCGUAGAGCUACUCACCAUCGGUGUCCAGGAGCGACCUUUCAAGCCCAAGCCCAAGAUUCCGAAAAAAAUCAUUGAGUGGUUUGAGAGUGACUCUCAUCUCCUACACAAUGCUGUGCAAACAUUGGACCGCCGAGCAGAGUCGAUGGAGAUGCUUAUUACCAAGUUUGCAUGUGUCACUCCAGCGGUUGUCACCAGAGAUCUCACUCCGUUUAUGCUUGGCGAGAAAGGAGUCAGUGCGUUUGAAGAAGCCGACCUCAAGCUGUCGGCGCCAGUCAAGAGGCUACCUUUCAUCCCCAGCGAGCGUCCGCAUGAUCCAUGGCACGAGGCCCGCAUGCGACUAUCCAUACAGUUUCCUGACAAGCGCCUUCUUCAGUACGAUUGUGGCAAGCUCCAAGCUCUAGACCGCCUGCUCAGGAAGCUUCAGGCCGGCGGCCACCGCGCGCUCAUCUUUACGCAGAUGACCAAGGUUCUGGAUAUCCUUGAGCAGUUCCUCAAUAUCCAUGGCCACAAGUAUCUGCGUUUGGAUGGAGCCACCAAGGUGGAGCAACGCCAGAUCCUGACCGACCGUUUCAACCAUGACCCGAGAAUACUGUGCUUCAUCUUGUCCACCCGAUCAGGAGGUCUCGGUAUCAAUCUGACCGGCGCCGAUACCGUCAUCUUCUAUGAUCAAGACUGGAAUCCUGCCAUGGACAAGCAAUGUCAGGAUCGAUGCCAUCGUAUCGGCCAGACACGAGACGUCCACAUUUACCGCCUCGUCAGCGAGCACACGAUCGAGGCCAACAUCUUACGAAAGGCAUCGCAGAAGCAGAUGCUUGAUGAUGUUGUCAUCCAGGAGGGCGAGUUCACCACCGACUACUUCAACAAGAUUUCUGUCCGAGAUGUCCUGCCUGAAUCGGAGAGCGGAGCUGGAGCGAACUCGUUACUUGGCGAGGGCGAUGCGGCGGCCAAUGCGGCCAUGGAUCGCGUUCUCGGAGGAGUGGAGAGCACAGACACACGAACGGCUGGCAGGGCCUUGGAGCAGGCAGAGGAUAAGGAGGACGUCACGGCGGCUCACGCUGCCGAGAGGGAAAUCCAGCAGGACGACGCCGACUUUAGUGAAAAGCCACAGAACGCGACAACGUCGAGCACUAGGCAGGGUACGCCCGCAGACGCCCUUUUUGGAGAUAUGAACGCCGAUCAAGCAGCAGCUGAGGGGCAGAUUGAACCUACGGAGCCAGUCGAGGUCGAACACAACGCUUGGGGCGACAAGAUCAAGACUGUGGACGACUACAUGCUCGCUUGGAUGGCCAAGCAACUGGAGGGCACGCCUUUGGAUCUUCCCAAGGACAAAAAGAAGAGCAAGAAGAAGGGGAAAGACACGAGAAAGCGUUGAUUCUGUUGUUCUAACUGUAUCAUCAUAGGAUUUUUCAGGGACAUAACAGGGUCUGAAUACAUAUUUAGACGGCACGAGACUAAGGAAUACCGAAAUUGGGUUUUGCUUGUUAUGUUUUUUUUUCCUUCUUUUCUACCCUGUAUUAUAUUUUUUUUUGUGACUGGGUUUCGCAUUUAUCCGGCAUUAUUCCGUCUCACACUCUUCUCUCUACUUCAUGGUGUUUUUGUUUUCCAUGGGGACUAAUGGCAUUCUUUCAUGGAAUAAAAAAACCAACGGUGUUGAGGUGCGGCGUAUCUGGUUGGAGGUCAUUUGGAAAGAAAAUUUUAGAGCUUCACAUGGGAAAUAACAAAGGCCCUUCAAAGGGUGUUUUACUCUGUACGUUGAGAGUUAUACUCGAUGCCUUUGCUUGCUGUUUGUUGCAGUUGUUCCCUUGUUGAUGUCAUUGGGAGGCUGAAAAAUCUCAAGAGUUUAACAAUUUUUGCUAAAAAGGAGGACUGGACGGUCGGCGGCAGGAGUCCUGGUCAUUGUCGAAGCGGGCGACAAGAUUUUCAAUAGUGGCUAAUGAAUUAAUGAAACAUGUUGUGUCAACC